Brienomyrus brachyistius is the source of this 3752-nucleotide messenger RNA. RefSeq lists its product as uncharacterized. Lineage: Eukaryota; Metazoa; Chordata; Actinopteri; Osteoglossiformes; Mormyridae. Gene Ontology annotation, molecular function: protein binding. The coding region runs from base 1983 to 3371 and encodes 462 amino acids. The record is from RefSeq and is a predicted model, not a curated record. The transcript is spliced from 8 exons.
UGAACUGGAGAAGGGGAGCACAUUAGAAGGAGUGGCACGUGUGAGUGAGUGUGUGUUUGUGUGCGAGUGAGUGUGUGUACCAUGUGUAAUAUAUUUUGAAAUACCGUUUUAUGUAAUCGCAGGGAAUGGUUGCUUGUGUUUCCUGGGCCUGGACCGGGGGUCUGGGAGGGGGAUUUGCAGGGGGAAACAGGGAGGAUGUUAAGAUUUUGAGCAUGUUGUCUUUAUUGCAUGAUUUCCCCCCCCCCCUCCCCCAACCUGCCUCCUGAUCUGAGAUCAGUAUGGUGAGUGUUAGUGGUCUGAAAACUGACUAGGACAGAGAAGACCUGGACCCCCCCACCCUCCAUAAGUCUUUAAUGCAACUGGAAUAGCGCAAAACUCGGGAUGUAAUGACUGCCUCCAACUGAUGGGGGGGAAAAAAACUGAUAUUUAUCUGAUAAUAAAAAGAUGUUAUUCUUAAUUUGGUGAAAUAAAAGUGGUAUAACAUUUCUUACCAUGUACUCUUCUGAGUAUUCUGCAGUGUAAUCUUUAUUGAUGUUGGAUUUUUUUUUUUCCCCAACCUUAAACUGGUGCUUCUCUUUCCAGUUUUUUUUUUUUUAUAUUUAUUUAUCUUUUUUUUUUUUUUUUUUUUUUUUUUUUUAAAUCCGGGAAGCCGCGUUAUUCCAGAUGUCCUCGUAUACUUGUAUGUUUGUGCACAUGUAUGUAUAGCCUGCCCUGCGUGGCUCGCGUAUGUGAGGGGGAUGACCACAUGGGCCAUCAAUCCCAGCAUCCCUCCUUAGCGGUUUGUGGUGUUUGGGGGUUGGGUGUAGCCUCUGCCCUUGGGGAAGGUUAGGUUUUGGUUUUGUUUUUCGUUUUUAUUUGUGAUCUGUCUCCCUGACUGACCGCUUCUGCUGAGCAGGAAUGGGGAAGCUGACCUGCAGUUCAUGUGCUGGGUCUGACCAUAGAAAGUGGUGUUUUGGUGCGGAUCGCAGUAAGGUGUUUGUGACUCUGCCCUCGAACUGAGCCAGCCAUCCUGUCAGGCCCCCUCUGCGGGCCUGUGCACGGGCUGCGGCACCAUCGCUCUGUCUCGAAGGCCCGUCCCAGAUAGACGUGCAGCUGAAUUACAACUCCUAUUCCUUGUAACUGAGGAGCAAACUGGAAACACCCCCUUCUGUCCUGAUUGUUUCACAGAAAUACUAACCUGUGAGCCGGUUCAGAAGUCUGCCCCCUGCUGGUGACGCUGACACCGGCAAUGGUCAUGCUCGCCUGUGAAACUGGCUGCUGAAUGGGACCGUUUGUGAUCAGAGUGAACAGCGUGAGCCGUGCGCUCGAGACAGACACCACGUGGAAAGGAGUGAGGAGACAGAGAGCUGACUGAAUACGUUUUAGGGCCGAUGGUCUUGAGUCCCAUUUUAAUGUGCUUCAUCUUCAGAGCACAAGAAGGCAUGGAAACUGAGGAAGCACCUAUGACCCCGGCAGUUCCCCCCUCCCCGACCUUGGCUCAGUACUCCUGUUUGGGCCACUGCCGCUGUACAGCCAGCCCCUCCCCUUUUGGCCCCAGCAAUGACGCAUCGAUCCAGCAAAUGAGCGAGUGACCAGCAGCGUGGGGGCUUAGGCUCCUCCAGACCCCCUCCCACCCCCCACAAAGCACUUAAUGUAUUAUUAUUAUUAUUAUUAUUAUUAUUAUUAUUGGAAUUGAAUUGCCAGCUUUAAACCAAGUGUUGAGAUUCCUAGUGAAGAAAAUGUCAAAUAAAUGUAUUGAAUGUUAAGUGUCUGUGUGCGAGUGAUUUAUUAAAUUUCGGUUGUGACUCUUCGCGUAGUUGUAUAAUACUUAACUGUUUCUGUCCACCAGGGGGCAGUGCGGGGCACCACAUAAGUGGAUACUGAAGCACAGCUGGUUGUUAGCCUACACUUAGUUAUGCAAAUUUUCCUAAGCGCUUGCAUUGUUCAGAUGCCCCUGAGCACUCAAUGCAGACUAAGGAGUAGGAACAGAGGUCAUUGCCGUGAUGAUCCUCAGCGCUGUGUCACUUCUCCUGCACGUCCUCGUCCUGAGUGUCCAUGCGGACACGUCCUCACCAGGCUUCUCCCUACCCCCAUGUAAUGUGACACUCCAAACUCUGGAUCUGGGCAGCUUCCUGCACUGGGAAUGCCCCCCAAUGCCCCCCAACACCACCUUCACGGUCGAGACCCAUACACAGGGAAAAUCCAAGUGGAAGAAGGUGUUGCAGUGCACUGGCGUGACCUCCCGUAGCUGUGACCUCUCACAGGCCUUCAGCAGCUUAGACCUGUACAACUUCGUCCGGCUGAAUAGGACGAUGCCUGGGGAACAUCCAGCCUGGACGUGGCAGCGCAUGGUUGAUCUGAGUUCUGAAAUGGUCUUCAGCGCCCCCACCCUUGCCCUGUCUCUCAAUGGAAGCCGGCUGAGGGUAGAACUGUGGUUCCCCAUCUCUCUCAGCAGGUCCCUCUGCCCGGGCAAAAAGACCUGCUCUGUUGCUAUGGUGAUGAGGCCCACAACCAACAUUACGGUGUAUGAGGUGCACCAACCCUGCGAAGGCCAGCCUCUGGUGUUCUCUGGUGCCCCAGCGACCUGCUCCUCCACCUGUGACCACCUCCUCCAUCUGCCCCUGUGGCAGACACACAGCCAGCAGGUCAUGGAGGAGCAGCUGAGCUUUGAAUUCGAGAAUUUGAAGGAGGGAUGGAGCUACUGUGCAGUGGCCAACUUCACGGGCAGCGCCACUGCUGCCCCUUGCUGCAUCUCCCUGGCCCCCGGGGUCACAGUGCUGAAGCCCCUGCCGGUGACUCUGGGGGCUUGCUGUAUGCUCUUCAUCUCUGCAGCCAUCCUCUUCCUCUUCAGAAGAUACUGGCCGUCGACUGAGUCCCCUCUCCCCAGACCACUGGGCUCUCUGCAGGACUUCUCCUCCCGGGAGCUGGCCAUGUCACCGGAGGACUGUGCUGGAGACCACCUGUCUGUCUUGUCCCUGUCGGUGUCCAGCCCCGCCUUGCCCGCGGCAGCAGACGCCCUGCGGGAUGACUUCAGCCUUCCAUGUGGUUACUAUGACAACCCGCUUCGUCCCGACUCCAUGGGUGAGGAGGAUUGGGAAGAUUGGGAGGCAAGCAGCAUUCCCUUGCAGGACCAUGAGGCGGUGAGGUCAUGUGGAUCCCCUAUGGGCUCUUUGGCAGCCUGUGACGGAAUGCGGCAACUCCCUUUAGGGAGCGGGGGGCCCUGGGACAUCCCUCUUUGCUCGGUGAGGCUGGCCCCCCCUGAAGCGGAGGCUCUCCAGGACUGGAUCCACUUUCCUGGUCCAACCGGAUUGAAGGAAGCUGCCCCCCUGGCAGAGCGCACAGAACUGGGCCAGACGGAACCUGCAGUUGACUUUUGUUUUUCUGAUGAUUGAUGUACGGGUCUGUAACUUACAGAUAGGAACCAAAUCGGAAUCAAAGUGGACCAGGUGACAUGGGUGGGCCUGUGUGAUACAGCCCCCCUACAUUUGCUGGUGCUGCCUUUGGAUCAGUAACAGCAGUAGUUAUGUGCUGCAGAUAAGCAUGCCUCCGCCCCCCCAUCGCACCCCCCAGGCCUGAUGCAGGCAGUGCUGGCUACGGUCUCUGCGCCAAGAUGAGAGAUGAAUGGGCUGGGAGAUGGCAGGCUGACUCAGAUCUACCACACACCGCUGGCCAGCUAUGCGCUUGAGUACCCCCACCCCCAAUUUUCCUCCACCCACAGCCCACUGCAUGUUAUUAUUCUGUGCUUUGCAUCUGCCUGGCCCCCCUACCCCCCC